ACAUGUGACGUCAUCAUACCUCGACAAAGGGGAAUGUUUGGCUCAGGCUAGAGCAGUUAGCUAAACGUAGACGGGUUUUUAAAAUACUGCUUUCGUUUAUUUCAUUUUUUGAGAGAAAAUGCCUAAGGUAGUGUCACGAAGUGUUGUUUGCUCGGACACUCGAGAUCGGGAGGAAUACGAUGACGGAGAGAAGCCCCUUCAUGUAUAUUACUGUCUUUGUGGCCAAAUGGUGCUCGUGUUAGACUGCCAACUGGAAAAACUUCCCAUGAGACCACGAGACAGAUCAAGAGUAAUUGAUGCAGCCAAGCAUGCUCACAAAUUCUGUAAUGUGGAAGAGGAUGAAAACGUUUAUCUCAAAAGACCAGAAGGAAUUGAGAGGCAGUUUCGAAAGAAAUGUGGAAAGUGUGGCCUACUUCUCUUCUACCAGCACCAGCUGAAAAACACCCCAGUUACGUUCAUUGUGGACGGUGCAGUGGUGAAGUUUGGCCAGGGAUUUGGGAACACCAGUGUGUACAGCCAAAAGCAAGAGGCUCCCAAAAAAGUCAGGGUGAUGAUGACAAAGAGAACCAAAGACAUGGGGAAAUUCAGUUCUGUCACCGUCUCCACCAUCGACGAGGAAGAAGAGGAGAUUGAGGCGAGAGAGGUUGCUGACUCAUAUGCCCAGAAUGCGAAAGUCAUUGAGAAGCAGCUUGAAAGGAAGGGGAUGAGCAAGAAAAGACUGCAAGAGCUGGCCGAACUGGAGGCAAAGAAGGCAAAAAUGAAAGGAACACUAAUCGACAAUCAGUUUAAAUAAACGGCCAUGGAGGCCUGGUGCAGGAGCUUUAAAGAGAAAACAUCAUUCAGAGAAAAUUUCCCUUGAAUUGAAUUGAAUGGCUUUCUGUGCAAACAUUUGAGGGACUACAGCUUCACAGCUACUGUUGCUUUGUGCACACACUCCCAAGUAGUGCUCCCAGAACAAAGGACUUGUACAGAACUGUGUAGAAUUUAAUGACAGAUUUAGAUCCACUCUCUAUCUUUGUUUUUUGUAUUACUUAAUUUUAUUUCAGAUUGAACUAAUAAAUACGUUGUGACAAAG
Messenger RNA from Anguilla rostrata (American eel), 1075 nucleotides. RefSeq names its product STING1 ER exit protein 1 (gene steep1). Gene Ontology annotation, biological process: endoplasmic reticulum to Golgi vesicle-mediated transport; endoplasmic reticulum membrane organization. The record is from RefSeq and is a predicted model, not a curated record. The transcript has 7 exons. The coding region runs from base 119 to 793 and encodes 224 amino acids. Lineage: Eukaryota; Metazoa; Chordata; Actinopteri; Anguilliformes; Anguillidae.